Molecule: messenger RNA, 2028 nt
Organism: Raphanus sativus (radish)
Lineage: Eukaryota; Viridiplantae; Streptophyta; Magnoliopsida; Brassicales; Brassicaceae
Exons: 2
Coding region: 309-1745 (478 amino acids)
Source: RefSeq, a predicted model, not a curated record
CAGAGUCGCCCAUUCAUAAAUUUGAUUUUCCAUCUCUCUCUCUCUCUUAUCGGACAAAUCAAAUUCCCGACAGAGAUUGGUUAAAAAAAAGGCCUCAGCUUUUGUCGUUCCCGGCGCCAUCAAAUCUGGUGAAGCUUACUUGUCUUCUCAAUCUCUGAUUCCUCCUUCCCCUUCUCUCAAAUUCCCCUCUAGAACUUCUCUCUUGGCAUCAAAAAGGGCUUUUUGAUUCAGUAUCGCUCCCCCCAUAAAAGACAAGACCUUUCAGAAGCAUGGUGGAUUGAGAGAGAAUUGGUCUGAUUUCGCUUUUGAUGGCAGGAAACGGUAUCCCUACACUGGGCCGUGUCAAGGUCUGCGAUUUAGUCCCCACCGAAGGCUUACCUUCCGAUUCCUACAAAUUAGCCGUCUCCACACUAUCCCAAUCCCUAGCUCACUACUCCGCCGCCAUCAUCCAGUUCCCUCCCCACGAAGCUGCCCUCCUCAGAUCCGCUCUCGACUCCGCUAGACUCUAUUUCCACCACAGAGACUCUUAUCCACCACCAACCAUGAUCCACACCACAAACGACUCCAGAGGAGGAGAAUGGUGCAAGACCUCGGGAUACUACUCAGACCCUCAGUCUUGGCAAGAGAGCUACGACUACAGACCUGGCUUGACCUUCACCGACGCGGCCUCCGCAGCUGCUGAGUUCCCUCCUUCUGGCUUGCCUGAUAUCUUUGGUUUAUUAGGGAAAGCUUCUCGUUUAGUUCUCGACGCGAUUGGUUUCUAUUUGAACUUGAGAAGCUCUCCUUUCACCGAGAUUCUUGAUAAUGUCCCCUUGCGGAGUAACGAGGUCUCAUCCUCCGUGCUGUCCGUCUGCUGCUACGCGAGGCCUUCGUUUCAUCACGGAGGACAGCAUCAUCAUACCUUGACCGAAGACGAGCAGCUUCUCUUGUACUCUGAUCACGACCACCAGCUCGACAAGAGUCUCAUCUCCUUUGUAAAGUCGGAUAAGGCGGGUUUGCAUAUCAGGGACAUGCACGGGCAGUGGAUUCUUGUGGAUGUUGAUCUUGGUCCUCAAGAGGCUGUUGUGUUUCCAGGGCUGGCUCUCUACCAGGCUACGGCUGGUUACGUGAGUCCUGCGGUGUAUAGAACAGAUUUGAACAGUAUGCAGGGGAGUAUAGAAGGGAGAUUCUCAUUGGCGUUUAAGCUCAUGCCUAAGUCGAUGACUAAUCUGAGCUGCUCCGAGAUGAGAGCGGCGGGACAUGGUGUUGAUGCUCAGUUUCAGGUUCCGGUUUCGGUUGAUGAUUUUAUGCAGAGACCUCACUCGAAUGAUGAGCUCUUUAACAGACAGACUUUGCAAAGCUUCGGUGUCCCUCCUCAAUCCCAGGAUGGAUCUAUGAAACAGAUGAAAAAGAGGAAGAAGAGCGACUCAAGACUGAAACCACUACCACCAUCGAAGCGGCUGAGGCUAGAAGCGCAGAGAGUUCUCAAGGAACGAGUUCAGGAGAUUGCAGACAAGAAAGGAAUCAAACUCAGAUUCUGCAACCCCAAGGACUGCGAGAGUAACCACAACACCAUGAACAGCCCUUGCGCGCAUAUAAAAAUGGAGAUCGGGUGGCCUCAGGGAGUUCCAUUUGUUCAUCCUCAUGACCUCCCAAACAAAGCUAAAAUCGGGUUCCUUGAGACAUAUGAGCCAGGGUGGUCUGAAACACAUGACAUGGAGCUUAGUCUCUCUGAAGCUGCUCAAGGAAACCAACACGUGACUUAAAACUGUAACUUUUCUUCUCUCUCACUACAACUUUAUAUUUUCUUAGAGGUUAUACCAGUUCAUUGGUUUUAUUACAGGAGAUGAGAGAGUUCCAGUCUUGGUCUCUUGUUUGCCUUGACUGUUCCGGUCACGCUUCAGGGUUAGUGAUUGCACAUUGCUAUGUAUGAGCUAGCUAUAGAAACUUCAGAGACGAGAUAAAGCUGUGUGAAUGGCUCUUAUUAUUUUGACUCAUUGUACAUUGCGUCUUUUUAUGAUAUAUAUAAGUAUAGCAUGUUCUGUGUUA